This is a messenger RNA of Uranotaenia lowii, 2168 nucleotides long. RefSeq names its product eukaryotic translation initiation factor 3 subunit D-like. Gene Ontology annotation, biological process: translational initiation. The transcript is spliced from 2 exons. Gene Ontology annotation, molecular function: translation initiation factor activity. The coding region runs from base 1 to 1995 and encodes 664 amino acids. The record is from RefSeq and is a predicted model, not a curated record. NCBI's taxonomy places the organism in Eukaryota, Metazoa, Arthropoda, Insecta, Diptera, Culicidae. Gene Ontology annotation, cellular component: eukaryotic translation initiation factor 3 complex; cytoplasm.
AUGUGCCCCAACAAACUGAGGGAAAUAACGAGAGAGCUGUUCCCUCAUCAUGAUAUCAAUAGCUGGCCGCAAGUCCCGUACGACUGGGAUACAAGCGAGGAGGAGUUAAUAUCGUUGGAAGAACUGCGCGACAUCGCCAAAUCCCUUCAACUGGAAAAGGCUCCGGGUCCAGAUGGUAUCCCGAACAUUGCAGUUAAGGCCGCGAUUAUGGAAUUUCCCGAAAUGUUCCGAUCGUCACUGCAAAUUUGUAUAGAGGAAAGAAUGUUUCCAGAUAUUUGGAAACGGCAGAAGCUGGUUCUGCUGCCCAAACCAGGAAAGCCAUUGGAGAACCCAUCGGCAUACAGGCCAAUAUGCCUACUGGAUACGGUUGGAAAGAUUCUGGAAAAGGUGAUCUUUAAUCGUAUCUAUCGGUACACCGAGGGUGAAGGCGGAUUGUUUAACAAUCAAUUCGGCUUUCGAAAAGGGCGAUGCACAGUCGACGCCAUUCGAACUGCCAUCGAAACGGCUGAUAAAGCCAGACUCAAGAAGAGAAGAGGGAACCGUUUUUGUGCAGUAGUAACAUUGGACGUGCGCAACGCCUUCAAUAGUGUCAGCUGGGCAGCGAUUGCUUCUUCGCUUAUAAAAAUGAGGAUACCGAAAUAUCUCUGCAAAUUAGUGGAAAUCUAUUUCCAGAACCGUAAGCUUCUAUACAUGACGAGCGAAGGAUUUCAGGAAAUGGAUGUUACAGCUGGAGUGCCGCAAAGGUUGCCGAAUAUCAAGGAUGGCGAAGAUAUCCUGACCUGCGGUACCCUGGAAUACUACGACAAGACGAACGACCGUGUCAACGUGAAGAACGAACGCGCCUUGCAACGUGUGGACAGAAUCUUCCACACCGUUACGACUACCGACGAUCCGAUCAUUCGGCAGCUGUCGAAGACGCAUGGAAACGUGUACGCCACUGAUGCCAUUCUGGCCACCAUCAUGUGCUGUACCCGAUCGAAUUAUUCUUGGGAUAUCGUAAUUGAGAAAAUCGGUGAUAAGCUCUUUAUGGACAAACGCGAUAAUACCGAAUUUGAUCUAUUAACUGUAAAUGAAACUGCUAUCGAACCGCCUCAAGAAGACGGAAACUCUUUGAAUUCGCCCAGGAAUUUGGCUAUCGAGGCCACCUUCAUUAAUCAUAACUUCUCACAGCAAGUACUGAAAAGCGGAGCGGCUGAAGCCAAGUUCAAGUUCGAUGAACCCAAUCCCUUCAUUGGCGACGAUGAGGAUGGAGAAGUUGCUAGCGUUGCCUAUCGAUACAGGAAAUGGGAUUUGAACAAUGGAAUCGUUCUUGUUGCCCGUUGCGAGCAUGACGCCGUUUCGCAAACUCCCCAAGGAGACACACAAUUCCUCACACUCAAGGCUCUUAACGAAUGGGACUCGAAGUUGGCCAACGGUGUCGAGUGGCGCCAGAAGUUGGACACUCAGCGCGGUGCCGUUCUAGCUAACGAACUGCGUAACAAUUCCUGCAAACUCGCCAAGUGGACGGUACAAGCUCUUCUGGCCGGAUCGGACCAGAUCAAGUUCGGUUACGUUUCCCGUGCGCACAUCCGUGACUCUUCUCGACACGUCAUUCUGGGAACGCAGCAAUUCAAGCCGCACGAAUUCGCUAACCAGAUCAAUCUGAGCAUGGACAAUGCCUGGGGUAUUCUGCGUUGCAUAAUUGAUAUUUGCAUGAAGCAAAAGGAUGGUAAAUAUCUGAUUAUGAAGGACCCCAACAAGCCGAUGAUUCGUCUGUACGACAUCCCGGACAACACCUUCGAGACCGAUGGUGAAGAAGAGGAGGGAGACGAUGGCGAAGCUUUCCAGCCGUACUCUUACGGAUCGUCCGCCAAGCCGGCCGCUGCUGUUGCGGCACCUGUUGCUACUAAGAUCGAAGCCGAACCAACUGCUGUACCCCUACCAACAACGGCUGCUGCUGCCGUCGCAAGUGCUGCCCCAACUACUGCCGCCGGUGCCGUGGCCGCACAAAAGUAAACACCUUAACACAACGGUGAAUGAAAGCCGGACCCCUCUCCCCAGUUUAGUGGAACAGCAGCCUUAAGGGUUAUAAUUGAAUAAUAUUAUUAUCAUUAGCAGCAGCAGCAAAUUGUAUUGGAACAUAAUAUAAAACUUUUAGUUAGCGGUAUCGAGCAACUCCAUUAGGAAGA